This is a messenger RNA of Anthostomella pinea, 1968 nucleotides long. Lineage: Eukaryota; Fungi; Ascomycota; Sordariomycetes; Xylariales; Xylariaceae. The record is from the annotation of a GenBank genome assembly.
AUGUCAGGCAACAGCGCUGAAUACGCCGCGGCGCCCGCGAAUGCCCGGAAGGAGGCACCAAGCGCGAUGACAUCUCAACCUGGGACCAACCUGGAUAUUGAGCAAGAUGCCGGUGGCGACAUGCAUUUGCUGAAUAGGACGGUUUACAACCUGACUUGGAGAGGUGUGACUGUUACGGUCAAGGACAGGAAAACCAAACAGCUUCGUAACAUUGUCGACAAUAUGGAGGGUAUGGUGGAAGCUGGGGAGAUAUGUGCGCUGAUGGGACCAUCUGGUUGCGGAAAGACGACGCUGCUCAACGUGCUCGCCCAUCGCGAUACCAACGCCCAAAGCGUAUCCAGCAAUGUUCUCGUCAACGGCUCGAGCGUACCUCUGAGCACAUUCAGGAACAUCAGUGCUUUCGUCGAGCAGGAGGACUCGUUGAUCGGGUCGCUUACUGUCCGAGAAACGCUAGACUUUGCAGCUCGACUGUCGACAAACUCGAGUGUCCUGUCGUCAAGUGAACGUCUUCAUCGCAUCGGCAGCCUGCUUGAAUCCUUCGGUCUGCGAGGGCAGGCCAACACACUCAUCGGCACCCCCAUCCGCAAGGGCAUCAGUGGUGGUCAGAAACGCCGUGUCGGUGUCGCCAGUCAACUCAUCACUAGCCCCAAGAUCCUAUUCCUCGACGAACCUACGAGCGGCCUCGACUCCGUCGCCAGUUGGGAAGUCAUCAACUACCUCCGCAGUGUGGCUAGACGGAACAAUUUGAUCGUGAUCGCCAGCAUCCAUCAGCCUUCGACAUCGACCUUCAACCUGUUCGACAAGCUGCUGUUGAUGUCCAACGGCAAGCCGCACUACUUCGGUCCGGUCAGCAGCGUAGCAGACCAUUACGCGCAAUGCCAGUAUCCCAUCCCGAACAACACGAACCCGGCUGAGUUCCUGCUCGAAAUGGUCAAUACCGACUUCACCAUGAACCCGGCCUACGCCCAACAGCUCGUCGAAUGGCUACAGAACUCCUGGGAGAACUCGGCGCAAUGUGCCUAUGUCUACAAUGCUAUCAUGUCCGCGGAGCAACAGGGCUACGAAGCUGUCUCCGCCCAGCUUGCGGCAGAGAUCCAGAGACCCAGCCGAUUGAGCCUGAUCGCUACGCUUUUACAUCGCUCGUUCGUCAAGAGCUACCGUGACGUCGUCGCGUAUGGUAUCCGGGUAGCGAUGUACACUGGCCUUGCGUUGAUGAUGGGGACGGUGUGGCUGCGACUGAACACCCACCAGACCGAUAUCAUCCCCUUCACCAAUGCGAUUUUCUUCGGCUCCGCCUUCAUGUCCUUCAUGGCUGUUGCCUAUGUACCCGCUUUCCUUGAAGAUCGGCAGCAAUACGUGAAGGAGCACCAGAACGGGCUCUACGGCGCGACCGAGCUGAUCGUCUCGAACUUCCUCAUCGGCCUCCCAUACCUCUUCCUUAUCUCGAUCAUCUUCUCCCUGAUCUCGUACUGGCUCUCCAACUUCGCGCCGACCGCGAGCGCCUUCUUCACGUGGGUCAUGUGGCUGUACCUGGACCUGCUGGCGGCCGAGUCGCUCGUCGUGCUCUUCACGGCGCUCUUCCCCAAUUUCGUCAUCUCGCUCGCGCUCGUGGCCUUCGCCAACGGCCUGUGGAUGAGCGUCGGCGGGUUCCUCGUGCAGCCGACGAUCCUCAACGUCUUCUACAAGUACGUCUUCCACUACUGGGACUACCAGAAGUGGGUCUUCGAGGGCAUGAUGGUCAACGAGUUCAGCCGCCGCGUCUACGAGUGCGCGAAGGUCCCGGGCGGGGGCUGCGCUUGCAUGUACCAGUCGGAGCUUGCGGACCAGUGCCAGAUCACGGGCCAGGCUGUGUUGGAUCAGUUUGGGUACGAGACGGGACAUAUGGGACGCAACGUCGGGAUCAUGCUGUCUAUCGUGGUUGGUUAUCGACUGGCGGCUUGGGCGGUGCUUACACUCAAGAAGAAUUAG